Molecule: messenger RNA, 426 nt
Organism: Linum tenue
Lineage: Eukaryota; Viridiplantae; Streptophyta; Magnoliopsida; Malpighiales; Linaceae
Source: the annotation of a GenBank genome assembly
AUGAUUGAUCUACUCUCUCGCUGUGGACGAUUCAAGGAAGCUGCAGAAUACAUCACGAGCUUGCCAUUCGAUCCUGAUAUUGGGUUCUGGAAGGCAUUGUUCGGAGGGUGUAGAAUAGAUUCGAACGUAGAAUUGGGAGCAUUGGCAGCACGAAAGAUCGUAGCUUUGGAUCCUGGGUGUGACGUUUCGACUUAUGUAAUGUUGUCGAAUGCUUACUCUUCGGCGGGAAAUUGGGGUGAGGCAUCAUAUGUAAGGAGAGAGAUGAAGGAGAAAGGGCUAAUGAGGGUUUGUGGAUGCAGUUGGAUUGAAAUCAAAGGUGAAGUUCGUGUUUUCACUAAUAGAGACGAGAACUGUAAGCAGAAGGAUGAUAUUUACACAAUGCUGAUUUUUUUGGUUGAGCAAUUGGUAGUGGCUACUACUGGCUAG